Molecule: messenger RNA, 1349 nt
Organism: Rubroshorea leprosula
Lineage: Eukaryota; Viridiplantae; Streptophyta; Magnoliopsida; Malvales; Dipterocarpaceae
Source: the annotation of a GenBank genome assembly
ACAGAUUGACAAUUUCUGAAGGUAACUGCUUUUUGCUGGUUACGUUUGAAUACUAUUGAUGUUAUUACUAAUAUCUUUGUCUUUUUAUUUGUUUUUCUUUGGAAAUGUAAGUGACUUGCUAAUAGUGCUUAGAAUCUGUUAUGCUGAUUCAGUGUUUUAAUUGUGCUAGUUAGACAGUAUAUAAUGUUAUGCAGCGGGAAAUAUUUUCAAAUCUAUCUAUAAAUGGGCAAAGAAAUUGAUCUGCACGGAACAAACCAGGAAUGAUGCCUCAAGAUGCUUGUUGGAAACAAAGUUGACAGAGGAAUCAUCAAGGACAUUCGAGAAUGCAAGUGCGGAAUAUGUGGUGAGGAAGAAGAGGACGCAAAGCAUUUGUUCUUGAGAUGUAACAUGGUCCGAUGGUUAUGGAUGGCUUGUGCAAAGUGGUGGGGAAUUAAAGUUACAUUGGAAGAGGACUGCUGGAACACCUCCCAAAUUCCUGAAAGAGAACAAAAAGAGAAAUGUAUUAGAGAUGGAUGCGAUUGCAUCUGGAAUUCUCUAGUGUGGACAGUGUGGCUGGCCCGUAAUCAAAAAACUUUCCAAGGCAAAGAGAUUAACCGGGAGAAGCUGUUGGAGCUCAUCCAAUUAAAGUCAUUCCACUGGAUCACAACAAAAAAAGAAAGGUUUGCCUUCACUUUAACGGACUGGUUUCUUAAUCCAGUUGCAUGCUUGAAAGAUUGCCGUGGGAAAAGAAGGGUACCAAAUGAAUAAUCUGUAGGAGGGGAGGGUAUUGUUGAUUUCUGGAAGGUUUGUCUAUGGUUUUUUGCUUCUGUGGUUUGAAUUACUGAAUAAUGGGGGCUCACAUAGGCUUUAUUGAGAAAUUAUUGACUGUAGUGGUUUUCAGCUAUAGUCAAUGCAUGAUCAAUGUAUUGUGGGUCAGAUGGGGGGUAACGGGCGAGGGUUUGUUGAUCUGAACAGGGAGAUAGGAUGAGAAGGCAAAAGAUGGCAGAAUCCUCGUUACGGGUAUAGUGUCGACACUUUUCUUGGGUGUCGACACCUUGUAUUAAGUUUUGAGGUUUAUGAGUUUGGAGUACCCCUUGUAUUUCAUUUUAUUAAUAAAUAAUAUUUUUUCUGUUCAAAAAAAAAAAAACAACCAGAAAAACUAUUAUUGUUACUCCAGAUUACUGCACAACCAUUUGUUAACAGACUCAGAUAAGGCGAAAUGCAGUCUCUGGUUGGAAUCUUGUUUCCAUCUUCUAUACUGAGCAUGACAUCUAGAUUGAUUGUUGGAUUGUUCUAGUUCAGGAAGCAGACAGCACAGUUUCAAUGGUCAUCAUGUGUCUGCCUUCCAUGUGGCGAAGACUUGGUAAAAU